CUUUAUGGCGUAAUCUACUGUCACGACGGUACAGCCUAGCCAGCUGUCAGCCAUCGAUUGUAAGAACUUUUGCUGCCUUAGAAAGCAGCGUUACGUACAAAAACAGUAUUUUCUAUUUCUUACGCGGGACUAGGAUUAUUUACACGUGCUUCAUAGAAAUUUCGUGAGGAAUGGAUAAUAAUAAUCGGUACAAUAUGCCUUCACAAACAAAUGAUUCCAAUGGGGAACCAUCAUCUCAAAAUGAGAUACCUACUUUAACUGUAUCAUUACCUGUUAUGCAAAACGAUUUAUUGAGUCAUUCUGGAAAUAUUGCUGCAGCACAAACUUCGAUUGAAUGUAGAAUGGGCGAAGGAGAAGAAAUACCACCGCCUAAAGCUGAUUUUUCUGCUCCACCUCCUUAUGAAGUAGCCACUAAAUUGCCUAGUUAUGAAGAAGUGCAACGUGAGAAAACCUUACAAGGAGAGCCUCAUCCUCAAAUACACAUGCCUGGCAACAUUAGAGCACCACAGCAACCAUUAACGAUCCUUGCUAUAGAUACCGAUGCUGCAGAAGGAGAUCCAGAAAGUGGUUUACUUGGGACGGAUUUUAUGUUCUUUACAGCAUUUAUGGUUGCAUUUUUAUUCAAUUGGAUUGGAUUUUUACUUUUGAUGUGCUUCUGCCACACAAUUGCAUCUCGUUAUGGAGCAUUAUCUGGCUUUGGCUUAUCAUUAACAAAAUGGACAUUGAUUGUGAAACAUUCCACUGAUCUUGCAUCUCGUGAAAAUUCAUGGUUGUGGUGGUUGAUAAUGGGAUUUGGGGUAUUGAUUUGUGCACGAGCAAUUGUGCAAUAUUUGAACAUUAAACGUGGUUGGAGACUAUUGCCUGGAAGUGCUCAGGAACGCUUACUCUUUUUUUAUUAAGCCAUUAAAUCUGCACCUUUAUCUACCUUGGCUUUAGAAGAAACAGCAUUUCUAUUUGGGGUUGUAUUUGUACAAUAUAUAACCAUCCUCUUUGAAAAUAUUACUUUAUAUUGGCUACAUAUUAUUCUAUUACUAGGAAAGAAGGUUAUUGAAAUUAUUAAGACUAUUUGCCAAAUUUUGCUUAAGUGUAAAAUGAAAUAAAUGAGGCAGAGUAAAAUGAAAAAUAAGAAAAUA
This is a messenger RNA of Nomia melanderi (Alkali bee), 1133 nucleotides long. It is a transcript of the gene Ndfip, whose product is annotated as Nedd4 family interacting protein. The record is from RefSeq and is a predicted model, not a curated record. Gene Ontology annotation, cellular component: endoplasmic reticulum; Golgi apparatus; perinuclear region of cytoplasm. NCBI's taxonomy places the organism in Eukaryota, Metazoa, Arthropoda, Insecta, Hymenoptera, Halictidae. Gene Ontology annotation, molecular function: WW domain binding. Gene Ontology annotation, biological process: metal ion transport; vacuolar transport; positive regulation of protein ubiquitination.